AGUAAUGCUGCGGCCCUGCCGCGGCUAUUAUGGUAUGGUCAUUGCCUAUGUGUUGUUUAUUGCUGCUGCUGACUGCUGCUGCUGAGACGACGGAGAAUGAAUGUUAGAGAAAAAUUCUCCGUGUCCAACUGGAACCAGUGACACAUCGGACACGUUCCACCGAUUUCAAACGACUUCGACAUUCGCCGCAUACCUAGAAUGAUUGUCUGCUGUUCUUUGCCUUGCGGCUGCCCUGCUGCAAGACACUGAGAGCGGCAGCUGGACGGGGACGCAGAAAGAUUAAAGGGAGAUUAGCUAGCGGCACUCAAGCCUACCAUCGCAGAUACAUCUUUGAGGAAACAUGGCACGGGAACCAGUGAUUCUCAAUGUUUACGAUAUGUACUGGACGAACGAAUGGACGUCCCAUCUCGGCGUCGGAGUUUUCCACUCAGGAGUGGAAGUUUACGGGACGGAAUACGCUUACGGAGGUCAUCCGUUCCAGUUUACCGGCAUUUUUGAGAUUAUCCCGAAGUUUGCGGAAGAGCUAGGCGAUAACUUCAAGUAUAAGACAUCGAUUGUACUGGGACAGACUGACUUCACGGAAGGCGAAGUACGAAACCUGGUUGAGAGUAUGGGGGACGAUUUCCGGGGCGAUCUCUACCACCUGAUGAAUAAAAACUGCAAUCACUUCACAGGGGAUCUCGGCAAGAUUCUCUGUGGGGGCGAAAUUCCCUCUUGGGUUAACCGGUUAGCGUACAUCAGCUCGAAAGUGCCGUUUCUUCAAAGGUGUAUCCCUAAAGAAUGGUUGACACCCGUAGCACUGCAGCAAAGUUUAGAUAGUCACCAGGAAGGCUCGAACACGCCGCUUCAUCCGACAACGCGAAGUCGGACAUCUAGUUUCACCAAUUCCCGAGACUCGGGCUUGCCUGCUUCGCCACCUUCAUUGCCACAACCGGCGCCGAAUGAACGGCGUAUCUAGUAUCUCAUUCGGGAACACAGCAUGUAUUUUACGACAAGGCCACAAAAACGUGCGAUGAAUCGCGAGCGGCAUCGUCACCUCAAUCUUGUUGGAACAUUGGAGCAGCAGCGGAUUCGGGUCCUUAUUUGCAAGAGCGAUCGCACACCUUGUGAUAAAACAGACGAAUGACCCAUUUAUUAUCAAUCUCAAUUAUCAUCAUCACCAGUUACCUGGGAGCACGGUACGCGGAAAAAUCAUCGCGAUGAAUCCCAUCUGUAUUCUGUUGCUCCGUUCUUCGGUCUAGGUCGAACACGCGGCUUCCCUGCGCCUAAAAAUCAACUCAACAUCCGCGCGUAAACUUCGUGUAGCUCUCUUACGAAGCAUUCUUCAUUGAUCGGAUCGACCGUAAUGUUAUGGUAUGUGCCGGUCAUAGCUUGCUUGUAACAUCGAUGCCGCAUGCUACUUUCAAGUAACGACUGUUAUUUCUAUUAAUAUUAUUAUUAUCAUCGAGUAAUGAGUGAAAUGUGAUAAAUAUAUAUUAUGAGU
Galendromus occidentalis (western predatory mite) is the source of this 1483-nucleotide messenger RNA. Its product is annotated as deubiquitinase DESI2. NCBI's taxonomy places the organism in Eukaryota, Metazoa, Arthropoda, Arachnida, Mesostigmata, Phytoseiidae. Gene Ontology annotation, biological process: protein deubiquitination. The coding region runs from base 341 to 958 and encodes 205 amino acids. The transcript is spliced from 6 exons. The record is from RefSeq and is a predicted model, not a curated record. Gene Ontology annotation, molecular function: deubiquitinase activity.